UCACAAGUUGAAGAGGAGAGAAAAUUCCACACCAACUGACAAAAUAAUUAAAGUCACUUGGAAUGACUCAAUUCUAUCCUACAAAGAUAUCUGCUUGAGCUUAUUUUCCUCCUCACACCUCCAUUCUCAAUUCGGUACUCAAUAGCCUCAUAAAAGAAGCAAUAUUUGAAUGGCUUCAACAAGAGACAAUGUUGAGGCUGAACCUCAAAGAAGCUAUUGGAGAUGGAGCAAGAAAGAUUUCUUGCCAGAGGAGUCCUUCGAAAGCUGGAACAACUACUUUUCUGCCCUUUCACAGACCCGGCUAAGGUUCAAGGACCGUCUCUUCAGCAGAUCAGAUGAUGCCACUGAGACUGAAGAACUCAGGAAACAUAGUGAGCAUGACAUGAAGCGUUGCCUCAACUGGUGGGACCUCAUAUGGUUCGGUUUUGGUGCAGUGAUUGGAGCAGGAAUCUUUGUGCUCACUGGUCAAGAGGCUCAUGAGCAUGCUGGAUCAGCUAUUGUCUUAUCCUAUGUUGCCUCAGGCUUCUCAGCAAUGCUUUCUGUUUUCUGCUACACUGAGUUUGCUGUAGAAGUUCCAUCAGCAGGAGGCUCAUUUGCUUACCUCAGAAUUGAAUUAGGAGACUUUGUUGCUUUUAUAACUGCUGCCAACAUUAUUCUCGAUAGUGUUAUUGGAAAUGCAGCAGUGGCAAGGUCAUGGACUUCUUACUUCACAACCCUUUUGAACCGUCCCAAGGAUUCAUUGCGCAUUAGAACAAAUCUCACAGAGGGGUACAACUUGCUGGACCCUAUAGCCUCUGGGGUUCUGGUAAUUGCUGCAGUAAUCACAAUGACAAGCACAAAGAAAACCUCAUAUCUCAAUUGGAUAGCAUCUGCCAUCAACACUGCUGUUAUCAUUUUUGUGAUUGUUGCAGGGUUUGCUCAUGCUGACACUUCAAAUUUGACACCCUUUUUACCUUAUGGGGCCAAGGGGGUGUUUCAGGCUGCAGCAAUUCUUUACUUUGCAUAUGGAGUGUUUGACAGCAUUGCAACCUUGGCUAAAGAAACCAAGAACCCAUCAAGGGACAUACCAAUAGGUUUGGUUGGGUCAAUGUCCAUGAUCACAGUGAUUUAUUGCUUGAUGGCACUCUCACUAAGCAUGAUGCAGAAAUACACAGACAUAGACACUGGUGCUGCUUUCUCAGUUGCAUUUCAGAAAGUGGGAAUGAAGUGGGCACAGUAUGUUGUAGCUUUUGGUGCACUGAAGGGAAUGACCACAGUGCUUCUUGUGGCCACAUUGUCACAGGGUCGUUACAUCACUCACAUUGCACGCUGCCACAUGAUCCCACCAUGGUUUGCUCUUGUGCACCCUAAGACUGGAACCCCGAUAAAUGCUACAAUCUUGAUCACCACCUUAGCUUCCAUCAUAGCCUUUUUCACCGGUUUGGAUGUGUUGUCAAGCUUGAUAUCUGUGAGCACACUCUUUGUGUUCAUGAUGAUUUCAAUUGCCCUUUUGGUGAGGAGGUACUAUGUGAGAGGGGUCACACCAAGGGAGAAUCUGUUAAAGCUAAUAAUCUUCUUGGUGCUCAUUGUUGCUUCCUCAAUGGGAAUUUCAGCUUACUGGGGACUGAGGCCUAAUGGCUGGUUUGGAUACACUGUGACUGUUCCUGUUUGGUUCUUGGCAACUCUAGGGAUGUCACUGUUUUUGACUCAGCAAAGGGUGCCAAGAGUUUGGGGCGUUCCACUUGUCCCAUGGUUUCCAUCUUUGUCAAUUGCAACAAAUGUAUUCCUCAUGGGGUCUUUGGAAUAUGAAGCCUUCAUAAGAUUUGGAGUGUGCACUGUCAUAAUGCUUAUAUAUUACUUUUUCUUUGGUCUUCAUGCCACUUAUGAUAUGGCUCACCAACAAAAAAACGUUGCAAUCCAAAGUUGAUCACACAGAGUCAGAGACCAUUUAGAAUGAAGGUCCUUAGUUAAGUGUACUUCAUCUGUUUGUAUUUUGAAUCAUAUUUCCCUCCCGCAAUUAAAAAUAUUUGAAGUGUCCAUGCUGUAUUUUGCUUUGAUACGUAUCUGGCAUAGUUAAGAGAUGAAAUGAUCCUAUUUAAAAGUGUCCA
This is a messenger RNA of Cajanus cajan (pigeon pea), 2087 nucleotides long. Its product is annotated as cationic amino acid transporter 5. The record is from RefSeq and is a predicted model, not a curated record. Lineage: Eukaryota; Viridiplantae; Streptophyta; Magnoliopsida; Fabales; Fabaceae. Gene Ontology annotation, biological process: transmembrane transport; amino acid transport. Gene Ontology annotation, cellular component: plasma membrane. Gene Ontology annotation, molecular function: L-glutamate transmembrane transporter activity; L-lysine transmembrane transporter activity.